GGCCGAUCAGUCAUGCAUCUUGCAUUAUACAGAGGCAAUCUUGCCCUGGUGGAUUACUUCCUCAAAAUGCAGAACCGGCCGGCAAUGCUACCAGAUUGGCAUGGGCGUACGGUGCUGCAUUACGCGGUCGAAAGUAGAAGAACUCAGACGAUUGAAAUGCUGCGUUUGUCUGGUUUCGACCUCCACGAGACAGAUCAAGACGGCCGAACGGCAUUACAUUACGCGGCUUCGAAAGGCAACCUUGACGCUGUCAAGAGACUUCUU
Molecule: messenger RNA, 264 nt
Organism: Lindgomyces ingoldianus
Lineage: Eukaryota; Fungi; Ascomycota; Dothideomycetes; Pleosporales; Lindgomycetaceae
Product: ankyrin repeat protein
Exons: 1
Molecular function (GO): protein binding
Source: RefSeq, a predicted model, not a curated record